Dioscorea cayenensis subsp. rotundata (Guinea yam) is the source of this 4025-nucleotide messenger RNA. Its product is annotated as WPP domain-associated protein-like. The coding region runs from base 445 to 3252 and encodes 935 amino acids. The transcript is spliced from 5 exons. The record is from RefSeq and is a predicted model, not a curated record. NCBI's taxonomy places the organism in Eukaryota, Viridiplantae, Streptophyta, Magnoliopsida, Dioscoreales, Dioscoreaceae.
CAUGAACACAAACAGGAAGGAAAGGAUCAGCCAGAUUCGAGAGCGAGAAAUCAGGAAAGCAAAGAAGAUGAACAAGGAGAAAGAAGUGGCUGGUGUCACUCCGAAAGACCAGGUCCAUGCCAUCUAUCAAUCCAUUCUCCACCAUUCAUUCAUUCAUUCAUUCAUUGCACUCUCGAUUUUCAUCUAUUCGAUAACCAUUCGCCAUCCUUUGAUCAUGUUACUUUCCUGUGUUUCUGAGUCAAUGAUGAUCUAUUAGAUGACAGAGUGUGUGUGUAUGUUGUGUUGUGGGUAUAGUUGUUGUCAUCCAUCCAUUGACGCUGGAUUUGCUUGAUUUCCGACGUGUUGGUAAGGCAAUCCCGUGCCAAAAAUUUAUGCAAAGAAUUUAUUACUGGUUACUGGUUCGUGUAGUUGGUAUUGCUAAUUUCUCCAAAAACAAUUGCGGAGAUGGAUGAGUUUUUUGAUGGCCUGGACUGUAGAUUGAGAGUGUCAGGCAUGGUGGCCGACUCCAUCAUGCUGGGGAUUGUGAACUCCGCCAUGGAAACUGCUUUUGAAAAGAGCUGCUCCAAAGAAGGGGAUCUUGAGCGCUUGAAUGAGAAGUCUCGAUUUUGUGAGUUGGCCAUAAUGCAGCUCGAGUGGUGCUUGAAGUAUGUGCAGGAAGAGAUGGAUAGUUACAUCGUGGAGAGUUGUCGUGAACGUGAGAAGCUGCUGUCUGAAUUGUUAGAGACCCGGGACCGGCUCCACAACAGACUCCAGGAGACUGAGCUUGUCAUUGCUCAAAUGGACGGAGAGUUGAUCAAGAUGAAGUCAAAUGACUUGAGGCUUAGAUUAGCUUUGGAAAUGAAGGAUGACGAGUUGCGUUCUCUGCAGGCAGCUCUUGAUCUUGAAAGAACCAUCAAUGUGAGGGGGCAUUCAUUCCAUCCUUGCCACACUUACACUAGUAAGGAUAUCAGGCCAUUUGAUGAGCUCAGUGAAUUGAGAACCUCCACUGAACGACAUUUGCAGAGAAUCAGAGGCAAAUUGGAAGACGGACAGCAACAUCUGACCGACCUGUUGCGGAAAUUCAGUCUUUCUCUUUCAGAUAUUAAGAAGCCAUCUUAUAGUUUCAACGUGAGGGAGAAGGGACUAACUUCGGAUGCUUGCAAAUUAUUGUUACAAGAAAAUGGAGUCGUUGAUUUGGAGAGAGCAAUGCCGGAAUACUGCCAUCGUCGUUUGAUGAGAAAACUAAAUAGAGAACUAGGGGAGAUUGCUGUAGAUAUUAACAUGCUUAACAAGAAACUUGACCACUCCUUUGAAAUGAUGGGCCGUUCUAUGUUCUUACUUAAAACUGCUUUGGAUGAGCAGCAAUUGGAGUAUAACAUUGAGAAAGAAGCAUUCGAGGUUAUCGUCAGGAAUUUCAUAUUGGAUCUCCAGUGUGAUUCAGGAAAGAAUGCUGCCACAAAGAAUUUUGCUGCUGUCGUCCCAGAUGAGAGCUGGUCUGCUUUCAUGGGAGAGAUCAAAAAGUUGCACAGUGAACUGGAAUUGUUGAUCAAUUUGAAGGACACAAAGUCAAAGGUGCAUGGUGGGUUCGAUGUCAGACUAUCUCCUUCUCCUACCUCUGGAAUCUGUACAGCUAUUAAAGACAAACCUGACUGUGAAAAAACACUGCAAGGCAGUUCUUGUGGACUUCCAAAGCCAGCUGAUGACAGUGACUGUGUGGCAGAUAACAAUGGGACUCUACAUGAUGUUUUUACGCAGGCACACGAAUUGGUCAGUGAGGAGAACCUAUCAAAAGAAAACAACUCUGGGCAAUCUGUUGCUGCGAUAGUAAGAAGCCACGAACAACGCAUUAUACGACAAAAAAGUGAAGAGCUCAAAUGGCCGAAGGUGGAACUUACUAGAGAGAAGCUCACCAGUACACACAAGGAUAAAGAUCUUGAUUCUGUUCAGAAAUUGAUCUCCAGUGUCAUCUCAAGACUGCAGAUUAUUAUGAAAGAAAAUGUUAAACUUGUUGCCGGUUCUGAUGCCUGUAUGCCAGGUUAUGGAGGGGAAAUGAACUCUAUUCAAGAUGAUUAUAUAUCACAGCCUGAAUCACUGGAGAAGGGGUCAAAGAUCACUGAGACUACGAGUGAAAUCCCUGUGGAAUUGGGAGGUCAGGGAUGUUGCCAUGCGUCAAGUGGUGUGUGUUGUGAUGAUGUUAGGAACAUAAAACAAGAGAAGAAUGAUUGGGACUUUGAAGUGAUGAUAUUGGAGGAGAUCUAUGCAAUUCUUUUUGUAGGACUAUUGAAUAGACUUCACCUUGAAUUCUUCAAUUGUGAUUCAGAGACCUUUAUAACGGAAGAUACACAGCUCACUAUCUUCAAAGAGAUAAUCAAGGAAUGCAGUCUCUAUAGAGAAACUUGUUGCAUUGAGAGACUUGUCAGUGCUGCCGUGGACCAUAUAGUUUUCAGUGAGAUUGUUAAAGAUAUCAAAUGCACUAUACGUUCAGCUUUCAGAGACAUCCAUGGGAAAGUCGUCCCCGCCAGUGACUACCUGACUGAUGGCCUGAUCAUCCAUGAUAAAAAGGUGGUCCCAAGCCUAGAAUUUGUGUUUCUAUCUAAAAAUUCUAAAAUACCUGAAGAAUGUUCAGAGUUAAUGGAAUACCCUAUACCCAAUAGCCCCGUCGUGAUUGAAGAUAAUGUGCUUAGCCAGAUUAAUCAAGAACUAGGAAGGGGCACACAAAAGAAAGUUCAUGGUAAUAGGCAGCUCCAUGAAUUGUCCUCUAGUUCUGUAUUACUUGAUAAUAUACAAGGAAUUCAUGAUCAGACCACUUCAACAGGGGCCUUUAUCCAGAGGGAGUUCUCCCAAUUCAAACCUAAAAUAUUCGGAGAAAGCAUGCCAGAAGAGUUGCAAUCCUCUCUAUUGCCUUUUCUUAAGCUUUCACAACUUAUCACAGAUUUGGAGCUCAUUGCAUCUGAGAAAAUAAGAAAAAAUACUUCAAGGUUGGUAGAUUUGAAUUGCCAAUUAAAUUGCCUUUCCGAUGAAAUAAUGUCCAUCAAGAAGAAGGAAUUAUUAUACAAGACAGCUUUCACAAGACGCUGUUAUGACUUGCAAAUAGCUGAAGUAGAGGUUGAUCUGUUAGGUGAUGAAGUGGACCUUCUGGUUGGUCUUCUUGAGAAGAUAUAUGUUGCACUGGAUCACUACUCACCAGUUUUACAUAACUAUUUUGGGAUAAUGGAUGUGAUCAGAUUAAUACAUGAUGCAUUAAGUGGAGAAAUUGCUUGUACAUCAUUAUAACCUUGACAAUUUUGAAAUGGCUUGCUCAGGUGCUGCUUCAAAGUUUUUUCUUGUUGAUAUGAGAUUCCAACUUUUGACAGUUAUAUUGUUUGCUGAUACAGGAUUUUAUCCUAGUCUUAACCAUCUUUGCAUCUAGAUAGUAGUUGGCUGCUGACAAUGGCAUUGAACUCCUGAAGUGCAAUCAGUUUUGCUCCUGACAGCCACUGUGAAAGAUAUUACAUUAUGGGUUCAUUCCAUACCAGGUGUUGCACUGAGUUAAGGUUCUAGAAGUCUGUCAACUUUGGGCAGGUUGAUCUGAAACUCUCUACCGAGAGGGCUUGUUCUGUGGUUCAAUGUGUUUAACAUCUCUAGCCGCUGGCUCCUCUGAGCACUGCAUGACCUUUGCAGGCUAUUGAGAAGAGACUUCAAACUAGGACACUACCAAAUAACAGAUAACUAAAGAUUAGGAGGUGUCCCCAAUCUGUUCCUCCUUAUAUAGUAAAGCUCUUCUGGCCUGGGGAAAGAAGCACCAAGAAACUAAGGUCCAAUGCUUCUUAUUGCAGAAAUGACACUAUUCAAAUGUCGUUCAACUAUGGCAGUUGCCCAAACUGUGGGAAGUCAAUAAAAAAGAUAGCCAGUACUGCCAAUUUGUUAGAGUACUGCAUACAGGAUUGCUAGUUUCAUUUUAUUGGCACUAUAAAUUGUACCAGAUUGAAGCACUGGAAUUCACAAUGUUUUUCAUUUGAAGGACCACUAAUGAUUUUUAUCAUCAUUCUUAAUAUUUUGACCAUCAA